AUGACAGUUUUAUUGAUCAACGGAAGUCCACGAGUUAAGGGAAACACUUCUCAUAUGUUGGGAUGGUUAAAAGAACAUUUAGAGGCAGAAGGGUUAAAAGUGGAGUACUACCAACUUGGUGGAAAAGACAUCAAAGCAUUAGAUGUUGAAGAUCCUGUGAUCAACGCUUUAUGUGAACUGAUGUUAGCAGCAGAUGGUAUUGUCAUUGGAAGUCCAACAUAUUAUGCAGAUGUUUCAAUGGAAGUCAAAGGAGCAAUGGACCGUUGUGGUAUCAAAAUCGGGCGCAAGUUGGCAAGAAAGGCGGGUGCUGCUGUAGUGAUGGCCCGUCGAGGAGGCGCAAUACACGUAUACGACACAAUUAAUCAUUGGUUUGGUAUCAACAAUAUGUACACUGUUGGUUCUUCUUAUUGGAACGAUGGCUACAACAGAGAUGUGACCAAAAUCAAUGAAGUAGAAGAAGAUGUUGAAGCAAAAAAGACGAUGAAAAAUUUAGCUGAGAACAUGGCCUUUUUGAUUAAAGCAAUAAAGGCUCAGUAA
Messenger RNA from Entamoeba invadens IP1, 537 nucleotides. RefSeq lists its product as hypothetical. The record is from RefSeq and is a predicted model, not a curated record. The coding region runs from base 1 to 537 and encodes 178 amino acids. The transcript has a single exon. Lineage: Eukaryota; Evosea; Mastigamoebida; Endamoebidae. Gene Ontology annotation, molecular function: oxidoreductase activity.